This is a messenger RNA of Gastrolobium bilobum, 1767 nucleotides long. RefSeq lists its product as uncharacterized. The transcript has 4 exons. The record is from RefSeq and is a predicted model, not a curated record. Lineage: Eukaryota; Viridiplantae; Streptophyta; Magnoliopsida; Fabales; Fabaceae. Bases 157 to 1602 code for a protein of 481 amino acids.
CUGUUUCCUUCUCUCCCUCCCCUCUCUCAAAGAAAAAUCCAGAAUUUCCGUUGCAAAGUAAGUUAGUUUUGAUUUUGUUAGCGCGCAGGUAAUAAAAGCCGUGGCUAAUCAUAAUCACACGUAACAGAACACAGCCAUAGUGUGUGUCAAGUUAACAUGAUAAUGGACAGGUCAUCACAAAGCAGCUCCGAUUCACCGACCCGAGAUCCGAAAGUGCUAUCCAUCGAAUGCUUGAAAGGAAGUUCCAAAGCAGACGAAUGGACAGGAGACAUGCUCCAAACCGGAGACAUCGUCGAGGAGCUACGAAUCGGGAGCUCCGCGAAAUCGCUGAUCCGGUUCAAAUCGCCAUUUAAGGGUGGGAAGAGUGGGGUGCAGAAGAUCCUUCAGGACGCGUAUAAGAAGAAGGAGACGUCCAUAGUUGUCCGGGUCCGCCGAGGACCCGACGAGUUGGCCGAGUUGCACAUGUGUAUUGUGCCCAACGAAUCCACCGCCAAGAAGCAAUUCGUCCUCCGAUCCAUUAGUGACCCGAAUUACAUAGUCGGGUUUUUGGAUCGAACCGAAGCUGAAUGCUUCGACCUUCAAGCUUCAAGGAGCACUAGGAUGGUAAAUGCACUAACCAGGACCAAGCUACAGGAUGGAUAUGUUUCGUAUCCGUGGGAGAGGAGGAUGCAGGAGAUGCUAUCAGUUCCAAAUUCUAGCAACUUUCUUUCCAUAUUACUUCUUCCCAAAGCUUCAGAUCGAGUAGCUUCUCGCUACAAUGAUUUGGAGGACACCCUAGCCCGUGCAAAUGCAUGGCUUAAUGCAGGUCAAGCUUCAGGGGUCCCUAUUGUCUUUAUGAAUAUCCAAACUGAGUCCCUACUUACUAAGAUAUCUGGAGAGACAGCUUCUUCGACUGUGAAUGCAGGAUCAUUAUCUGACUUAUCUAACCUGGCAAAUGUAAGCCUUUACGGUUUUGAAGAUUACCAUGGAAUAGACAUUGGUGUUGUACGUGCAGUUCGCUUAUGGUAUGCUCCUGUUGGAGGAGAGUUCUCUAUUGAGAUUAAACUAAAAGAGGAUGAUGAAAAGCUUGGGUUUGCCAUUAGUCGUACAGAAGAGGGAUUUAUUUUCAUCUCAUCAGUUAUUAAUCAAGAAAAUGUACCAGCUACACGGUCAGGCCUCAGCAAUCUGUAUAAACUAGCAACAGAUACUUCUAGGUUGUUGGUAGUUUCAAGAGUCUCAAAUCAAAAAGUCCUUCCAUGGAUGGUCUCUUCCACAGGGGCCAUUCGGUGUUAUGACACUGUCUCACUCAGCCAGAAGCUCUCAUUGCACCGACACACCAGAGUUCCCAUUCUCCUGCAUGUCUUCCUUUGGGACCAAACAUUGGCUUCUUCAAGUGGAGGAAGCUCUAGAUUUAGGCCUUUGUCUCCUCCUGUGUUGCCAUUACCAUCUGAUGUUCAACUGGCACGCCAUUCGAACAAAAGUUAUGUACUGCCAUUGCCCAAUGAAGCUUCUGAUCAAAGUGAUAUCACCAGUGAACUUCCACAGUCCAAGCUUGAGAGAGACACAGCUGGAGAACUCUCAUUCAGAUUCCAUGACUUCUCCUUGUCCAGCAACUGGGUAUGAUAUAUAUAAGUAGUUGUAUAUCAAAUGAAGAGUUAUAAAAUUAAGGGUGUGUUAUUGUUUUUUGUUGCUGUACAUAAUAUACAUUGCUGCAGACUUCAUGCAUUUAGGGAGGUACAAGAUUGUUUUGCUUCAUUAGCUUGUCCACAGGAAAGCAUAAUAAUAAUG